AUGUUCUCCCCAUAUUCGGAAGAAUUCGAGGUCCCCGAAUCGACGCUUCGACCAUGCGACUUUGACCUUGUUGACCAAGGCGCGCCAGUACCGGGUCCUGCUAAACACACCCCCUCCCCCUCCCCCUACGUCUUUUUUUUCCCCCCGACAUCCAAGCGCCUGAAGACGUCGGCCACCACUAGCGCCCCGUCGCAUAUGCUUGCCCAACAACAAAUGCAUCCCUUUCACCGCGUUCCGACCUUCGAAGGCAUUCCCAUCCCGACUGCUCCUUUACCUCAACAAAACCCCGGCGCGUCGCGCAAACGGCCCCCUUCUCCUUCGACAGGAUCCUCAGGCAUGAUGGCAGCUCCAGGGAAUCCCUCAGGUAGUGGGAUGGAGGACCCCGGCGCUAUGCCCCCGGUCGAGGCUACGCCCAAGAAAAAGGGACGAACGAAUACCCCGUGGACUGCAGAGGAGGAGCAACGGCUUAAGACAAUGCGCGACGCUGGGCGCAGCUGGAGUGAAAUAGCCAAGACUUUCCCGACCCGAACCGAGGGCAGUGUCAAGAAGCACUGGUACAAGGACAUGCACUACGCAGAAUUUGCCGAAGAUGAGUCUGUGAAGCUUCGAGAGGCGAUCAAGGAAUACGAGGCGAAUAAGUGGAAAGUAAUCGGCCAGAAAGUGGGAAAGCCUGCUAAAGCCUGCGAGCAGUAUGCCAAAGAGCAUUUCAAGAAUGUCUGA
Messenger RNA from Penicillium bovifimosum, 720 nucleotides. Its product is annotated as SANT/Myb-like DNA-binding domain-containing protein. Gene Ontology annotation, cellular component: nucleus. The record is from RefSeq and is a predicted model, not a curated record. The coding region runs from base 1 to 720 and encodes 239 amino acids. Gene Ontology annotation, molecular function: DNA-binding transcription factor activity, RNA polymerase II-specific; RNA polymerase II cis-regulatory region sequence-specific DNA binding. Gene Ontology annotation, biological process: mitotic cell cycle; positive regulation of transcription by RNA polymerase II. NCBI's taxonomy places the organism in Eukaryota, Fungi, Ascomycota, Eurotiomycetes, Eurotiales, Aspergillaceae. The transcript has 7 exons.